AUGAUUGAAGCUGGAUUCUUCAAUUGUAAUGUCGGCGAUCGUGUCAUAUGUUUGUAUUGUAAUAUUAUUUGUCAACAAUGGACACCAUACACAGAUGAUCCAUGUGAUGUACACAAAAUGCUUUCUCCUCAAUGUCCAUAUGUCGUUGCAAAGCUAGCAUGUUCUCAAACAUCAUCAAUUCCGAUUAUUAAUGAAAAUUUACCGAGAGAUAAUUCUGCAAUUUCUGAUAAUAAUACUUCUAUUCGAUGUCAACAAAUUGUUAAUGUGGCCGUUUCAAAUACUUUCUAUCGCGAAGUACCAAAACGAUAUGAAUCAUUUAAAACAUGGUCAAAUGAAAAUUCACCGUCUAUCGAUGAUUUAGUCAAGGCAGGCUUUUUUUAUACUGGUACUCGAACUAUUGUAUCAUGCUUUUAUUGCAAUGGAUCAUUGCAAAAUUGGAGUGCAAACGAUAAUCCAAUAAUUGAACAUGCUCGAUGGUUUCCUCAUUGUGCAUACAUUAAACAAUUAUGUGGAGAUAAACUAUAUAGAAAUAUUCAAGAGUCAAAUCGAUGUCAAAAAGAACGUCACGAGAGAAAUGUAUCAAGUAACAAAUGUGAAACACGUGUUAACAGCUCAUUCAAUGGACCACUGAAUAUACAAAAUGAGGGCAUUUUGCCUCGAUUGGUAGCAGCUCGACUGGACUUGCCAAUUACACAACGUUUACUAAAAGAAAAUUUCAAACUAUCAAUUAUAAAACGCUGCUGGGAAGAUCAACUUCAAAUAAAAGAAGGUUUUUCCCAUGAACAAACAGCACCGGAACAAAUACUGGUAAACUCAUCGAACAAUACUGAUGUUGAAAUGUCGAAAUCCUCAGAAUCCAUUACAUCCGAAACAGCUGGAGAAAGUUCGCUAGGAAGUGUGAAUAAGAAGAUGAAUAUGGAAUGGAAAGGUGCAGAUGUUUGUGCACAAAAAGGAGACAAUAAUUCAUCACCAUUCAAUUCUUGUAGUUUAUGUUUAACAGAAGAAAAAUGCCUGGGUUGUAUACCAUGUGGUCAUGUAGCUACAUGUGUUCCUUGUGGACAUUCGCUUCGAGCAUGUCCUAUAUGCCGCUCAGAAAUUAAGGCUUUUGUCCGCUUGUAUCUCUGACAUUCUCGCUAAUGAACUAGUUCUUUAUUUUGAACAAAGAAAUAUUUUUUUGAAGCUUUUGCACUUUUAAUAAACUACAACACACUAUCAUGUGAGAUUUGUAUCAUAUAUAUCCUACUCGAAUACUAUACAUGAAAAACUGUCGAUAUCUUUUUUUUCGAAAAUAAACAUGAAGAACACAACUAUGUCUGUAUUUCAGGCAGGUUUAGAACAAACCAAUAAUAUUUAUAAGGCAAACUUUAAUUAAUAAUGGAUAGUUUUUCGUGUCUUUAGCAGCAACUCGACGUAUUUCUUAUUAUCAACAUCAAAUGACGGAGAAAGAUCAUCCAAACACGAAAAAACAAAAAUAAUUCAUGAAAAUUGUUUAUUAGAAAAGUUUGAUGAAGUAGAAACGCUGAAAGAAAUAUGAAAACGAACAUUUUCACAUUGGCCACAUCGAACAUCACCGUCAAGUGAACAAAUGAUUGAAGCUGGAUUCUUCAAUUGUAAUGUCGGCGAUCGUGUCAUAUGUUUGUAUUGUAAUAUUAUUUGUCAACAAUGGACACCA
Rotaria sp. Silwood2 is the source of this 1672-nucleotide messenger RNA. The record is from the annotation of a GenBank genome assembly. NCBI's taxonomy places the organism in Eukaryota, Metazoa, Rotifera, Eurotatoria, Philodinida, Philodinidae.